Molecule: messenger RNA, 330 nt
Organism: Ostertagia ostertagi
Lineage: Eukaryota; Metazoa; Nematoda; Chromadorea; Rhabditida; Trichostrongylidae
Source: the annotation of a GenBank genome assembly
AUGGUCAUGAUCAUUCUCACGGGUAAUUAUAACUUCUUCAACAUCUUGAUUAUUGUGAUUUGUAUCCCUAUGCUGGAACGUGGGCGUCAUGUUCAAUGGUUUUCAACGUGGACUGACAAUAUCCUUUCGCUCAUUAUUGGGUCUGUGCUCACUGCUCACUAUAUGUAUUGGUUCAACGUCAGUUUCCACGUGACGUCACUGCAGGUUACAACUGAAAUAGUAUUUGAAAGACGACAGCUAGAUGCUGCGGUGACAAAGACAACUUGCUUUUUAUUGUAUUUAGGUGUAUUUAUGUUUGUGACAACGGUUGUUACAGCUGUUGUUCAGUAA